GGGCCGGGGCGGGGGCAGGGGCCGGAGAGCUUGCCGCACAGCUCUUCUCAGCUGCUCUGGGGUCCUCGGCUCCGGAGCCGGGGAUUGAGUUUUCAACCUCACUGGCCAAGAUAACCAUGUUUUAAGAAGCUCUUUUCUAAAGGUUGGAGCCUUGGUAGCGUGGUGGUGAAGAGCUCGGCUGCUAACCAAAAGACUGAGAGCUCCCUUGCGGGGAGGGAGAACCUUGGAGGCAAUCUUAUUUGGAUCCCUGGGCUUUAUAAUAGUUGCUUAACACCAUGCCAUAAGAAGAGUAGAUCUCUUCCCUGUUUCACAAUGGAGGACUCUGGAAAGAAGACUUUCAGCUCUGAGGAGGAAGAAGCUAACUACUGGAAAGAUCUGGCUAUGACCUACAAGCAGAGGGCAGAGAAUACUCAAGAAGAACUGCGAGAAUUCCAAGAGGGAAGCCGAGAAUAUGAAGCUGAAUUGGAGACACAGCUGCAACAAAUGGAAACCAGGAACAGGGACCUCCUGUCAGAAAAUAACCGCCUCCGGUUGGAGCUAGAAAGCAUCAAGGAGAAGUUUGAAAUGCAGCAUUCUGAAGGCUACCGGCAGAUCUCGGCCUUGGAGGAUGACCUCGCACAGACGAAAGCAAUUAAAGACCAGUUGCAGAAAUACAUCAGAGAGCUGGAGCAAGCCAAUGACGACCUGGAGAGAGCAAAACGAGCCACAAUCAUGUCUCUGGAAGACUUUGAGCAGCGCUUGAAUCAAGCCAUCGAAAGAAAUGCCUUCCUGGAAAGUGAACUUGAUGAGAAGGAGAAUCUCCUAGAAUCCGUCCAGCGACUGAAGGAUGAAGCCAGAGAUUUGCGGCAGGAAUUGGCCGUGCAGCAGAAGCAGGAGAAACCCCGAACCCCCAUGGCCAGUGCAGUGGAAGCUGAAAGGACGGACACCGCUGUCCAGGCCACUGGCUCCAUGCCGUCCACGCCCAUCGCUCAUCGAGGACUCGGCUCAACCUUCAACACACCAGGGACCUUCAGACGUGGUCUGGAUGACUCCACUGGCGGGACCCCGCUCACGCCCGCGGCCCGGAUAUCUGCCCUCAACAUCGUGGGAGACCUGCUCCGGAAAGUAGGGGCCCUGGAAUCCAAACUUGCAUCCUGCCGGAACUUCGUGUAUGAUCAGUCCCCAAACCGAACAAGUGGCCCACCCUCAGGGUGGGGUAGCAAGAACAGAGACAGCAUCGACAAACGGACCAGCAGCACCAGCGUGCCUUUGGGUGAUAAAGAGUUGGGAAAACGCCUGGAAUUUGGGAAGUCGCCUUCAAAUAUUUCCUCACCAUCGCUGCCAUCAGCCCAGGGUGUAGUCAAGAUGUUGCUUUAGGAAAACCACAGAAGCUGAAGCCCUGGUGUUUGUUCAGAAAUUGUUACCUUUCUUCCACUCUUUAAACUAGUUGGUUUUUUUUGUUGUUGUUGUCGUUAUUGUUUUAUGUUUAGUUUGAGAAAAAAUAGCCAGCAGUCACCAUAGUUAGCUUUGUGCUUUGUGGCCCAAACACAUGACUUGAGGCUGUCAUCAGUGGCUCCUGGUGCUUGUCCUGGUGAAAGGUUGUCUGAUGACCCCCAAGCCCCACUGUUGUUGUGUGUGGCAAAGGGACAGGGGCAGACUGGAUCCUCUGGGAAGAGCUCUAAGGGGUGGGUGAUGAGACCAGGGUUUACACUAACCCAAGAAUCCCCAGUGGUCUGGAGAGGUGUUUUAAAUGUCUGGAGACUCCAUAAACCUAGGUGUCUCUGAGUUCUUCCCAGAGGCUCACAUCUGCUUUUCACGCAUUCACCCCCAGCCCCCACCCAGCUGGAAUUCUCCAGAACAAAAUCUGCAGUGCUUUAUGAAAGCACAGUAAGGACUGGUGGACUUAAAUCAUGUCUAGAAAUAAAGAAUGGACUAGGCAUAUGCCUUUUUUAAACAGUGGUAGUGCACCUCUGAGACAUUUUAACCUGCCACUCAUUGAGGCUUUUAGAAGUGAGGUUGAGGAGAGUAAAUGUCCUGCUGACCCAGGGUCAGGGGAAAUCUGUGUCCUCUUUAGGUAAGUCCUGAGCGUUAGUUCUCCUGCACACCCCCGUGUGGGGGUGACCUCAGCUUCCGGACCCUGGGGGUCACGGAGCAGAGUGGCCUUGGCAGUGCAGUCCCUGCGAACAGGACUUCAUUCAAAGCCAUGAUAAAUUAAUCGCUGACCUUCAAAUAAGAUGAAAACACCAGGAUUGUUGUUGGAAGCUUCCUUUUCAAACAAGGAAAUGAACACAGGAUUUCCAGCACUUGACGGUGUGUAUCCAUCCUCAGCACUGCUUGUUAUGACUACAUUCUCACACUUUCAGAAUCAAGUAAAAAAACACCACACACACAUACUAAUUUCAGGAGCAUGCUCAUCCCUUAAUGACUUUCCUGUGAUUACUAAGUUAUUUUCCGAAAGAACAGCAAAAAUGUCUUUGACUGAAAAUAGAAAUUUUUAAGUGCUACUGAAAGCCCCAGAAGAACUAAACUGUGCCUGGUUUGUUACCCCAAGAAACCUCCUUAACCUGUAUCCGUAAAAGAUGUGCUUUUAUUUUUUUAAAAGAACAAUAAAAAUCAAGAGAAAUCACUGUUCAAUUAGUUGGUGGUGGUGUUUAAUCAAUACUGAUUCAUAUGUUUGUACUUCUGUUUGCACACAUGGUGGUGGGAAACAGUUUUUUAUUUUUAACCAACUCACUAAAUAUGAAAAAUAUUGAAUGUUUUAAAAAAAUUCCAUGCAAGUCGGCUUUUUAGGAAUGUGUUUGGGAUAUAUUUGUGUAUUGCUAAAGGCAUACUGGCAUUUGGUCAUUCAGCUGAGUUUUUUUUAGUUUCUCUCUUUCUUCUCCAAUCUGUUUUAUCCCACGGGUUGGUGUAUGGAGCAGUCUGUGUUGAACAGAACCGUGGCGAGCCGAUCUCUGCUGAGACUCUCAAGCUGAAGAAGGAAAAGGCCCACAGCUUGUGCGUGUACAGCCCUCGAGCAAACAAUGGUUUUUACGUUUUUAAGGGGUUGUUUAAAAAAAAAAGACUAUGCGGCAGAGACCAUACAUAGCUUGCAAAACCUAAAAUACUUACUAUCCAGCCUUUACUGAAAGCUUGUUGACCUUUGCUGGGUGAAAGAAGGCAGUAGUAGAAAUCUUGUAUUUUAACUUAAAAAUUCCAAGGAUGUUUUAUACUACUCAUAUUAUGUACAUAUCAGUUCCAAUUAAUAAAGAUGUUCUUCCAGGUCAUCAGUGGACAGUCC
Molecule: messenger RNA, 3256 nt
Organism: Trichechus manatus latirostris (Florida manatee)
Lineage: Eukaryota; Metazoa; Chordata; Mammalia; Sirenia; Trichechidae
Gene: NDE1
Product: nudE neurodevelopment protein 1
Exons: 11
Coding region: 313-1356 (347 amino acids)
Biological process (GO): cell migration; chromosome segregation; microtubule nucleation
Cellular component (GO): kinetochore; centrosome; kinesin complex
Molecular function (GO): microtubule binding
Source: RefSeq, a predicted model, not a curated record